AUGUGGGCUUUCUUUCUUACAGUUAAUACGGACAAUAAUGCCAAGAGAGAUGCUAAUGGACCCGCAUUACUGAAAACCCUGCGAAAUAUUGAAAGAUUGCUUAAAUUUGGUAAGUAAAUUCAUGCAAAACUAAUCUCAAUUCAAGUCCAUCCCGUGAAAGGUUUUUUGAUUUUUACAAAAAAGUAUCGUCUUUUUCAUUUUUUUUCAUCUCUAAAAGGCCCGUGUCCUAGUGGCUGGAUGCAUUUCAAAAGUGGUUAUUGUUACUUUGUGAGUAGCGCUAUUAAGACUUGGCACAAGGCCCAAGCGUAUUGCAAAAGACUAGGAGGAGAGCUGGUAAACAUAAACAGCAACGAAGAAAACGAAUUUGUAUUAAAGCUGGUCCAUGAACACGAGCCAUCGUUGAAACAGGUUUGGAUCGGUCUUAAGUGGGUAACAAGCCAAUUUAUCUGGUCUGACGAUUCGGUUCCGAAUUACACGAAAUGGGCGUCAGGUGAACCGAAUGGAAAAGCCAGUGAACCAUGCAGCAACAUGUGGAUUAAACAUCUAACCGCCCCAGGAAUUAAUGGCUACUGGAAUGACCUCUCCUGUUGGCAUCCAACGUACCCUUGUGGUAUAGUCUGCAAGAGGCUGCCCUAG
Messenger RNA from Porites evermanni, 636 nucleotides. The record is from the annotation of a GenBank genome assembly. Lineage: Eukaryota; Metazoa; Cnidaria; Anthozoa; Scleractinia; Poritidae.